GCCUGGGCCGGAGCCCGAGCCCGAGCCGGAUCGCGGCGGUCCUCCCCUUCCCCCCCCCCCGCCUCGUGACCCCCCCCCCUCCGCGGGCAGCCGAGGGCCCGGGCUGGCGGGCCGGGGGCCAGGAAAAAGCCGAAAACACCGAGGCUGGGCCGCUCCCCUCCCGCUCAAAAUAGCCCCCGGCCGGGGCUGCCACGCAUUCCGCCGGGCCCGGGGCGCGGGAAGGGGCGGCUGGCCGGGCCCCCGCCCGGCCCGACGUGGCUGCCCGGCCGGGUUGGAAGGGGGGGCGAGGGCGGGCCGCGCGGCCGGCCGGCAUGUGGCUCUCCUUCGGGGAGCCUUGGCAGCCCGGGCUGCGCGCUGCGCCGGGAUGAUGGAGAGCUUCUGGAAUUUCCUGCAGCUGGAGAGCGCGGCCGGCCUGGGGAGCGGGCUGAGCGUGCGGCUCGGGAAGGGGCGCCUCGCAGCCCGACCCUAGGGGGCGCCUCGGCGGCGAGGGUUGUCGGGGGAGACCCCACCCGCCCCCAGACUACGGGAGAGGAGGGCGGCCCACCUCCCCUCCCCCACCGCUCUCUUCGGGUCUGGCGGGGGUCCAGUCCCGCCCCUCCCGGCCUGGACGGCGGAGAGGGGCCAGGUCCCGAAGUCCAGAAAAGGGCUGCCGGGAGGGAGGGGCUUCCUUUUACAGGAGCCCUGAGAUCCGGGGGAGUAGAUGGGAGCUUGCCUGCCUAUCUACCCAUCGGCCUGGACCCCAGAGCCCGCCCAGCUAAGUGCGUGCAGAGGGCCCCGGAUUCGGGGCAGCUCUCAGGCCGCCGCGGAAACCACCCUGGAAUCACUGGCGAAGACAGGCCUUUCCUGCUGAGCCGGGCCUCUCUGCACAGCCUGCUCAGGCGCUGUCCACACCCCGAGGCCUGGGCUCAGGCCGAAGUUGCUCCACAGCACCCCCCAGCUGACAGCCAGCGACUGGCAGAGCCCCCAGGCACGGGGGCCCUCUCUCUACCAGAGGUCUCCAGUGUGACAGCCCAGGCGGCAGAGCCGAGGGUCCUGGUCCCGGCUUCUCGCACCCUCAUGUCAGCCCCGGCCCCGCCUGGCGGCCCGCGGAGGACAAGGUCAGGAUGCGUGUGAAGCCCCAGGGCCUGGUGGUGACUUCCAGUGCCGUGUGCAGCUCUCCUGACUACCUCCGGGAGCCCAAGUACUACCCCGGCGGCCCCCCCACCCCCCGGCCCUUGCUUCCCACCCGGCCCCCUGCCAGCCCGCCCGACAAGGCCUUCGCCCACACCUUCUCCGAGAACCCGCGCCCACCCCCACGCCGGGACCCCAGCACCCGGCGCCCACCAGUCCUUGCCAAAGGGGACGACCCGCUGCCCCCGAGGGCGGCUCGGCCCAUCUCACAGGCUCGCUGCCCUACACCCGCGGGAGACGCCAGCAGCUCCCGACGUCGCUGGGACAACGGGCGGGUGAACCUGCAUCCAGUGGUGCAGCUGAUUGACAUCAUGAAGGAUCUGACGCGGCUCUCCCAGGACCUGCAGCACAGCGGUGUGCACCUGGACUGCGGUGGGCUCCGGCUCAGCCGCCCGCCCGCCCCACCGCCUGGUGACCUUCAGUAUAGCUUCUUCUCCUCACCCAGCCUGGCCAACAGCAUCCGCAGCCCUGAGGAGCGGGCCACUCCCCAUGCCAAGUCCGAACGGCCCAGCCACCCCCUCUACGAACCUGAGACUGAGCCUAGAGACAGCCCCCAGCCCGGCCAAGGCCAUAGUCCCAGCGCCACAGCUGCGGCCACUGGUCUGCCCCCGGAGCCUGAGCCCGACGGCCCUGAUUACUCAGAACUGGCUGAUGCCGACAUCCUUAGUGAGCUGGCCUCCCUUACUUGCCCCGAGGCCCAGCUGCUGGAGGCCCAGGCCCUUGAGCCACCAUCGCCUGAGCCAGAGCCUCAACUCUUGGACCCCCAGCCCCGCUUCCUGGACCCGCAGGCACUAGAGCCACUCGGGGAAGCUUUGGAGCUGCCGCCCCUGCAACCUCUUGCUGACCCUCUGGGGCUGCCAGGCCUGGCUCUACAGGCCCUGGAUACCCUGCCCGACUCCCUGGAGUCACAGCUGCUUGACCCUCAGGCGCUUGACCCCCUGCCCAAGUUGCUUGAUGUCCCUGGCCACCGCCUGGAGCCCCAGCAGCCCCUGGGGCCCUGCCCACUGGCUGAGCCCUUGCGCCUGGAUUUGUGCUCACCCCACGGCCCCCCUGGGCCUGAGGGUCACCCCAAGUACGCCUUACGGCGCACUGAUAGGCCAAAGAUUCUGUGUCGCCGGCGGAAAGCUGGACGGGGGCGCAAGGCAGAUGCUGGGCCCGAGGGCCGCCUGCUGCCCCUGCCUAUGCCCACAGGGCUGGUGGCUGCCCUGGCUGAGCCCCCGCCACCACCACCUCCGCCACCUCCUGCCCUGCCAGGCCCAGGUCCAGUCCCAGAGCUGGAGCUGGAAUCUUCCCAGACUCCGGUGGUCACUACCCGCAAAGGCAAGUGCCGGGGCGUGCGGCGCAUGGUGGUGAAGAUGGCCAAGAUCCCUGUAUCACUGGGGAGGCGGAACAAGACCACGUACAAGGUGUCGUCCUUGAGCAGCAGCCUAAGUGUGGAGGGGAAGGAACUGGGCCUGCGUGUAUCGGCAGAGCCCACCCCACUGCUAAAGAUGAAGAACAAUGGACGCAACGUGGUGGUGGUCUUCCCACCCGGCGAGAUGCCCAUUAUUCUCAAGCGUAAGCGUGGCCGCCCUCCUAAGAACCUGCUGCUGGGUCCUGGCAAGCCCAAGGAGCCAGCAGUGGUGGCAGCCGAGGCAGCCACCGUGACAGCAGCCACCAUGGCCAUGCCGGAGGUGAAGAAACGGCGGCGGCGGAAGCAGAAGCUGGCAUCUCCCCAGCCAUCCUACGCAGCAGACGCCAACGACAGCAAAGCCGAGUACUCAGACGUCCUCGCCAAGCUAGCCUUCCUGAACCGCCAGAGCCAGUGCGCCGGGCGGUGCUCACCGCCCCGCUGCUGGACACCCAGUGAGCCCGAGUCAGUGCACCAGGCUCCUGACACCCAGAGCAUCUCGCACUUCCUGCAUCGUGUGCAGGGCUUCCGAAGGCGUGGUGGCAAAGCAGGCGGUUUUGGUGGCCGGGGUGGGGGCCAUGCAGCCAAGGCAGCGCGUUGCUCCUUCAGUGACUUCUUUGAGGGCAUUGGCAAGAAAAAGAAGGUGGUAGCAGUGGCACCUGCUGGGGUUGGGGGCCCCGGCCUCACUGAGUUGGGGCAUCCACGCAAACGGGGCCGGGGGGAGGUGGACGCCGUGACUGGGAAGCCCAAGCGCAAGAGGCGGUCCCGGAAGAACGGGACUCUGUUCCCAGAGCAGGUGCCCAGUGGCCCAGGCUUUGGGGAGGCAGGUGCUGAGUGGGCUGGGGACAAAGGUGGUGGCUGGGCCCCUCACCAUGGGCACCCAGGUGGGCAAACUGGCCGAAACUGUGGGUUCCAGGGGACCGAGGCCCGGGCCUUUGCCUCCACUGGGCUAGAGAGUGGGGCUUCAGGCCGAGGCAGCUACUACAGCACGGGCGUGCCUGCAGGCCAGACCGAGCUCAGCCAGGAGCGCCAGAACCUCUUCACUGGCUAUUUUCGCUCACUGCUGGAUUCGGAUGACUCCUCCGACCUCUUGGACUUUGCCCUCUCAGCCUCUCGCCCUGAGUCCCGGAAGGCAUCAGGCACCUAUGCAGGACCCCCCACCAGUGCCCUACCUGCCCAGCGGGGCCUGGCCACCUUCCCCAGCCGGGGAGCCAAGGCCAGCCCAGUGGCAGUGGGCAGCAGUGGGACUGGGGCAGACCCCUCCUUCCAGCCUGUCCUGCCCGCUCGCCAGACCUUCCCACCAGGCCGUGCAGCAAGCUAUGGGAUAACCCCAAACACUUCAGAUUGCCGGGCAGCUGAGACCUUCCCGAAGCUGGCUCCCCCGCCUUCAGCUGUGGCCCGCUCACCUACCACCCACCCACCCACCAACACCUACCCCCCCCAGUAUGGCGGCUAUGGGGCUGGACAAAGCGUAUUCGCGCCAGCUAAGCCCUUUACAGGCCAGGACUGUGCUAAUAGCAAGGACUGCAGCUUCGCCUAUGGCAGUGGCAAUAGCCUGCCUGCCUCGCCCAGCAGCGCCCACAGUGCUGGCUAUGCCCCACCACCUACUGGUGGCCCCUGCCUGCCACCAAGCAAGGCGUCCUUCUUCAACAGCUCUGAGGGGGCCACCUUCUCUGGUUCAGCCCCUACACCCCUGCGCUGUGACAGCCGGGCCAGCACCGUCUCGCCCGGUGGCUACAUGGUGCCCAAGGGCACCACAGCCUCUGCCACCUCUGCUGCCUCUGCCGCCUCUUCCUCCUCCUCCUCCUUCCAGCCCUCGCCUGAGAACUGUCGGCAGUUUGUGGGGGCUUCUCAGUGGCCUUUCCGGCAGGGCUACGGAGGCCUGGACUGGGCCUCAGAGGCCUUCAGUCAGCUCUACAAUCCCGGUUUUGACUGCCACGUCAGCGAGCCCAACGUGAUCCUGGACAUCUCCAACUAUACACCACAGAAGGUGAAGCAGCAGACAGCCGUGUCUGAGACCUUCUCCGAGUCGUCCUCCGACAGCACCCAGUUCAAUCAGCCAGUUGGCGGUGGUUUCCGGCGUGCCAACAGCGAGGCCUCGAGCAGUGAGGGCCAGUCGAGCCUGUCCAGCCUGGAGAAACUGAUGAUGGACUGGAACGAGGCAUCCUCCGCCCCCGGCUACAACUGGAACCAGAGCGUCCUCUUCCAGAGCAGCUCCAAGCCAGGCCGUGGACGGCGGAAGAAGGUGGACCUGUUCGAGGCCUCUCAUCUGGGCUUCCCAUCAUCCGCCUCGGCUACUGCCUCAGGCUACCCAUCCAAACGGAGCACUGGGCCCCGGCAGCCACGGGGUGGACGGGGCGGCGGGGCCUGCUCAGCCAAGAAGGAGCGGGGCGGUGCGGCAGCCAAAGCCAAGUUCAUCCCCAAGCCACAGCCGGUCAACCCGCUGUUCCAGGACAGCCCAGACCUUGGCCUGGACUACUAUAGCGGAGACAGCAGCAUGUCACCACUGCCCUCACAGUCUAGGGCCUUCAGUGUGGGCGAGCGAGACCCCUGUGACUUCAUGGGACCCUACUCCAUGAACCCAUCCACGCCAUCCGACGGCACCUUCGGCCAAGGUUUCCACUGCGACUCGCCCAGCCUAGGUGCCCCUGAACUGGACAGCAAGCAUUUCCCGCCACUGGCCCACCCGCCCACCGUGUUUGAUGCUGGCCUGCAGAAGGCAUACUCACCCACUUGCUCACCCACACUGGGCUUCAAGGAAGAGCUGCGGCCGCCACCCACAAAGCUGGCUGCCUGUGACCCCCUCAAGCAUGGGCUCCAGGGGGCCAGCCUGGGCCACGCGGCUGCAGCCCAGGCACACCUGAGCUGCCGGGACCUGCCGCUGGGCCAGCCCCACUACGACUCUCCCAGCUGCAAGGGCACAGCAUAUUGGUACCCGCCAGGCUCAGCUGCCCGCAGCCCACCCUACGAAGGCAAGGUGGGUACAGGGCUGCUGGCUGACUUCCUGGGCAGGACGGAGGUCGCGUGCCUCAGUGCCCCACACCUGGCUAGCCCACCGGCCACGCCCAAGGCCGAUAAGGAGCCAUUGGAGAUGGCCCGGCCACCUGGCCCACCUCGUGGCCCCACUGCAGCCACUGCUGGCUAUGGCUGCCCGCUCCUUAGUGACUUGACCCUGUCCCCCGUGCCGAGGGACUCGCUGCUGCCCCUGCAGGAUACUGCCUACAGGUAUCCAGGCUUUAUGCCACAAGCGCAUCCUGGCCUGGGUGGGGGCCCCAAGAGCGGCUUCCUGGGGCCCAUGGCGGAACCUCACCCUGAGGACACAUUCACCGUCACCUCCCUGUAGUGCCAACUGAAGUGCCGACUGGACCUCGAGGUUUUGUUCCUGGCUUUCAGAAAACCAACGCCAAGACCCCUCCCAGCGUCCACAUCGUCCUCUGGCAGGAGCGCCUGCCCCUCUGCCUCUCGUCCCCCUCCCCCUGCACCCCCUGCGGCCCCAUCUCCCCCCACCCCCCCUUGCCCAUCUCCUCCACGCAGAAGCCGAAGGUGAGCCCUUUCUGCACAAAACCAGCAAUUGUAAAUACUUUUUAAAAAUGUACAAAAGUUAAAAACAAAACACAGUUUUAGAAAAAGACAAAAAAGAGAGAGAGAGAGAGAGAGCGUGUGCAAGAGGUUGCAAGCGGGGCCCCAAGGUGUCCAGAGCCCCUGCAAGUAUGCACUGAGAAAUUUAUCUACAGGUCGUUUGACAAAAAUGAACAAUAUCCUAUUUAUUGUAUAUACUGUUUUAUUAUAAAUCGUGGAUUGUAUAUUGCAUUCUGUAAACCUGCUGUGGUCCCGUGGUGUGCAAAUUCGCAUGGUGGGGGGGAGGGAGAAGAACCUCUUGCGGGAGCUUUUUUUUUCUUUCUUAUUUUUCACUCUUUUGGGUUUUCUCUUCUGUUGUUGUUGUUGUUUUCUGUUGGCAGGACACACCCAAAGAUCCAAGUUUGUAUUAAAAAGAAAUGAAAAAAAAGCAAAAAAAAAAAAACAAAACAAAACAAAAAAACCUCGUGUCUUGUGAAAGGGGGUGAGUGAGGGUGGCUGGAAUGGAAGGAGCAUAUCUGAAUUUUGUCACCAGCCACUGGUUCCCCAGAGGAGCUGAAAUACACACGUGUCCUCUGCCUCUGAGAUCUGAGUCACCUUUGCAUCUGGGCUCCCCCCACUUACACCCUAGGCCCUGGGUCCCCCCUGCCUCUGGGCUCCCCAGUCUGCCCCAUAGGGCUUCCUGGCCCAUGUUCCAUGCGUUCUGUCCCAGGUCCAGGGAUUCUGCCUUUUAGGUCUUAUUUUGCCCUAGGUCCUGGGUCUCCCCUGGUUCUGAGACCUCUAUUCUGUCCCAAGUCCCAGGUCUCCCUGCCCCUGGAUCACACAUUCUUUCCAAAGUGCGUGGAUGCCUGCCUCCAGGACCCUUAUACUCCCCCAAGUCCUAGGUUUCCUCUCCCUAAGGACCCCCAUUAUGAGUCAGGUCUUGGGUCUCCCCUGCUUCUAGACCCCCUCAUUCUAUCUUAGGUCCCAGGUCCCUGACUCUUGCCCCUUCAUUUGUCCUGUCUCCCUAGCCUUUGGGCCCCAUAGUUCUACUCUAGUUCACAGACACCUUCUCUGAGACACUCAUUCCAUCCUAAGGCCUAAGACCCUUGUGGGACACCCCCCUUUCCCACAAGGACUGGAGUACCCCCUGUCUGUGUGUCUCCCAUUUGCUCCAGGGCCUGGAUCGCCUCUGUCUCCAGGCCCCCCAUUUUGCCCCAACACACCUGCAUCUGCCUUUGCAAACUGCCAGUAACUCCAAUAUUUCUGGCUUCCCCUUUCUUUCCACUCUGAACCCCAAAUGCUGGGUUUGUGUUUCCUGUUAGCUUUUGUAAACUUUAGAAAAAGAAAACUCCUAAUCCUGUGCCUAAUUCUGAUGGAUGGACCUGGAAGGGCUGAGCUAUUUCCCACUCCCUGACCUUGGGAAGUUCUUGGCUGCCCUUGACCAAGUAAUGCCCACUUUGGGCUGCCUGACCUUUAGCAAGCAGCUGUUCCCAUAGACCCAUUUUAUGUUAAAGCUCUGCCCAAUGUGGCUUCUCUGUGUCCCUCCCUGCUGAAGCUCAGGGAGACAGCUCCAUGUGGCCUGCCCUCCCUGACCCAACCAGCAAGGCCCAGCUUUGGGAGAGUCAGAGGAACCCUCCAUCUGAGGGAGAGAUAGACCCCUGCCUUCUGGGCACCCCUGUCCAAAAGAGGAGGCUGGAGGAUUCAGACAGUCCCUAACAGUCCCUAGAACUGCAGCAUCUGUGCUGGAUGUGCAGGUUCAUCCACCUACCAAGCCCCCUCCAAUGCAGCCCAAGACCAGAUGAAGACACUCCCUGCCUUCCUGCAUGGUGGGGCAAAGGCAUCAACCCUGUGCUCAAGCCAGAUUCCCUGUGGCACUGCAAGUGGGGCCAGGGAGCAGUAUGACUCCGGAGAGUUUCCCAGAGGAGAAAACAUUUACAGAGCCAAGGCUGGAGUGCUAGGCAGAAAAAUGAGGGGUUCCCAGAGGAGGAAAGAGCUUGUGCAGAGGUCUGGUGUACAAGAGGGUAACAGGGUGGAAGCCACACGUAGCGAGGUCUGUUUGGAGUAGACGCUAUGUAUUUUUGGAGAGGGGAGAGGGCUUUGGCAAGGUCU
Molecule: messenger RNA, 8227 nt
Organism: Diceros bicornis minor
Lineage: Eukaryota; Metazoa; Chordata; Mammalia; Perissodactyla; Rhinocerotidae
Gene: AHDC1
Product: AT-hook DNA binding motif containing 1
Exons: 7
Coding region: 1104-5903 (1599 amino acids)
Source: RefSeq, a predicted model, not a curated record